Molecule: messenger RNA, 1126 nt
Organism: Juglans microcarpa x Juglans regia
Lineage: Eukaryota; Viridiplantae; Streptophyta; Magnoliopsida; Fagales; Juglandaceae
Product: serine/threonine-protein kinase Aurora-1-like
Biological process (GO): protein phosphorylation; regulation of cytokinesis; mitotic spindle organization
Cellular component (GO): spindle pole centrosome; spindle microtubule; chromosome passenger complex
Molecular function (GO): protein kinase activity; ATP binding
Source: RefSeq, a predicted model, not a curated record
UAGUCUGUCCCUCCCAUGGCGAUCGCUGCAGAGACCCAAACACAAGAUAAGGCUUCUUCAGAUGUUUCCGGAGUGGAGAAAAGAAGAUGGACGCUUAAUGACUUUGACAUCGGAAAACCUCUCGGACGUGGAAAGUUUGGUCAUGUCUAUUUGGCAAGAGAAAAGCGAAGCAAUCAUAUCGUAGCACUGAAAGUCCUCUUUAAGAGCCAGCUGCAACAGUCUCAGGUUGAGCAUCAGCUUCGCCGAGAAGUUGAAAUACAAAGUCAUCUGAGACAUCCCAAUAUUUUACGGCUCUAUGGAUACUUCUAUGAUCAGAAAAGAGUUUACUUGAUAUUAGAAUAUGCAGCCAAAGGUGAACUUUACAAGGAACUACAGAAGUGCAAAUACUUCAGUGAAAGACGUGCUGCCACUUAUGUUGCAUCAUUAGCCCGUGCCCUCAUAUAUUGCCAUGGAAAGCAUGUGAUACACAGAGAUAUUAAGCCUGAGAACCUUUUAAUUGGGGCAGAGGGUGAACUUAAAAUUGCAGAUUUUGGGUGGUCAGUGCAUACAUUCAAUCGUAGGCGAACCAUGUGUGGUACGCUGGAUUACCCCCCUGAGAUGGUGGAGAGUGUAGAGCAUGACGCAAGUGUGGAUAUUUGGAGCCUUGGUGUCCUUUGCUAUGAGUUCCUCUAUGGGGUCCCUCCUUUUGAGGCUAAGGAACACUCGGAUACAUAUAGAAGGAUUGUGCAAGUAGAUCUCAAGUUCCCUCCUAAACCAUUUGUCUCUUCUGCCGCUAAGGACCUCAUCAGUCAGAUGCUCGUCAAGGAUUCUUCUCAGCGCCUGCUGCUACACAAGCUUCUUGAACAUCCAUGGAUUGUUCAGAACGCUGAGCCUUCUGGUGUAUAUAGGUUUUAAGUUCCUUGUCCAAGAUGUUGGUAUUGACAUUGUAGCAGAUUCUUUGGAGUUGCAGAACUUGUGAUUCAGCCUUCGUCAUUGUUGACUAACACUUCAUAAUAUGAAUUUGUUUAGCAUAUAUGGUUCUUCGAAGAUUAUUUUAUUUGAAUCCCCCCCAUGCCCAGUUCAAUGCAGUUGUCUCUCAGCUCUUUAGGCAAAAAUAUAAUAAAGAAAAUCGAAAUUUUCAAGUUUA